Messenger RNA from Triticum turgidum subsp. durum (durum wheat), 441 nucleotides. NCBI's taxonomy places the organism in Eukaryota, Viridiplantae, Streptophyta, Magnoliopsida, Poales, Poaceae. The record is from the annotation of a GenBank genome assembly.
AUGCCUCACCACCACGGCGCGCUCCCCGACGAGGAGGCCCCGUCGCCGCGGCCCUCCGCCGCCGGCUGCUACACCUUCCUCCGCUCGGCCGCCUCCCGCCGCGGCCACGGCCACGGAUACCGGCGCCUCGAGUCGGCGUCCGUCGACGUGGUGAGGGUGGAGGUGGGCACGACGGCAAAGGCGAGGAGCGUGUUCCACGUGGACCCGGCAGUACUGGAGGCCGAGCCAGUGCGCCGGCUGCUGGCCGCGGCUGGGCGCCGGACCGCUGGCGGCGCGGUGGCGGUGGCCGUGGACGCGCUGCUGUUCGAGCACCUGCUCUGGCUGGCCGCCACCGACGGCGCGGCCGCCGACGACCUGUCGGAGAUCGUGGAGUUCUACUCGGAGGAGGAGGAGGACGAGGAGCACCACGACGACGGCCACGGGUUCAAGCUCAAGCGCUAG